Messenger RNA from Nicotiana attenuata, 780 nucleotides. RefSeq lists its product as uncharacterized. The record is from RefSeq and is a predicted model, not a curated record. The transcript has 4 exons. NCBI's taxonomy places the organism in Eukaryota, Viridiplantae, Streptophyta, Magnoliopsida, Solanales, Solanaceae. The coding region runs from base 1 to 780 and encodes 259 amino acids.
AUGGCAGGGCUUCGUAACGAUGAAAAUUGCUGCAAAGCUCAUGAAUUUUUUGCACCUUCGACACCUGCUACUUUUACACCAAAGUUGGUACAAAGUUUUGUAUCUGCAACUCACAAGUAUAUUACUUUUUACAGUCGUGUUUUCCUCAACUUCUUCCUGAAAACCCCCCUUUCUUGUGCAGCGGUGACCCAAACCCCAGCUGCCGUCAAGGAUCUGGCCGGCUGGGUAAACAAGAUAGUGGCCCAGCGGCCAUAUUCGGAGCGAAACUGGAAGGAAAUCUCCAAAGGUCGGUGGGAGGCGAAAAACCAUGGCUUGCCCAAGGACGCGGAGAUGAGGUCCUCAAUACUAUGCCCCCUUCCGGUUCCGGGAGAAAAUAAAAGGCCCGGGGAGUCCGGUACGGACGAGCCUCAAAGGAAGACUAAGCGGACAAAAAGGGCCGCCCGCAAACCAAAAAGCCAAAUCGUCUUGUCCUCCGAGGAAGAGGAUGACAAAGAGGAUGACGAUGAGGAGCAGCCGGAGCUCGUCCGCCACCGGUCCAUUCGACCGGACCCUGAGCCGGUGGUCCAUCCAGUUGAGGCUCCUCUCGAGGACGUGAGGGUUGAGGAUGCUAGUGAACCCUCGGCCCCCGCGCGGGCAUCCCCGGGUACCGAUCACCCGGUUACGUCCCCUCCAUCUUCCUCGACUUGGGGGCAGCUGCCGGACGACAUCCCGAUGAUGGGAGGUAGCUUCGAGACCUUUUUUGAUGGGGUUCCCAGCUCCGAGCCUGGACCCGGACUGUAA